CCAACCGGUUGAACAUUUUCAAAGCGCGGUUUGCGCCGAAGAAAGUGAUUGAGCGUAGCUAAGUGAGCUCGAGUAGAAAAUUGGAGCGAAUUAAUUUCUUGCCACACUGCAUUUGUCACCUUUAUAGAGUUCAAGACAGUUACAGUCGCAGUUGCAAAAUGGUGUCGAAAACGGAUACAGAUGAACCUCUAACCGGGAAAAAUGGAACCAUCAAGACCGGCGGCACGAAAGCCCGUGUCAUCAAUCCGCACCUGGUGCUACUGAAGGUUUCCUUGUUCCUGAUAUUCGGGGCCACGUCGUCGCUGGUGCCAUACCUAACGGUGCACAUGCAAAGCAUUGGACUAACGGUGGAAGAAAUAGCCGCCAUCUAUUUGACAUUGCUUUUCACGACGUGCCUUAGUCCACCCAUCACAGGAUAUAUCAUCGAUAGGUUCGGCCGGUACAAACCGGUUCUGUUGGUCAGCUUGGUAUUGAAUUUGGCAGCUCAUCACUCUUUGGAUUUGGUGCCAAUUAGACAGCCAUGGGAGCUGAGAAUCGUGGAACUAAAUGUGACUAUGGACUCAACAUACAGCGGAAAUAUGGUCUUGAAUGAACCAUGCAGCAACAACGGAUGCCCAACACUAUCGAUUAUGGAAAAGAAACUCGUGGAAAAAUGCACAUUGGCCACAAGAAACGGCACAAAGUUGGAGAUAUUUGCAACUGCAGAUGAUGAUGAAAAAUAUUGCGGCAUAAUAACUCUCCCAAACUGCUUUUUACAACAAUCCCAAAUUGCAAAUAUCUCAUCAAUGGUCUUAAAAUGCCCCAACACUACGGAAUACGAUCGAACAUUCUGGUACUACCUCCUGUUCCGAUUCAUAGCCUCUGCAAUGUUUUCGGCAAGCCUGACAAUCACCGAUCCCAUCGCCCUGACAAUGAUCGAACAGUAUGGGGGCGAUUUCGGUCAGGAAAAAUUGUUUUCCAGUGCUGGAAUGGCCAUCUUUACUCCACUCACCGGGCUGCUCAUCGACUAUUACUCCGAAGAUAGCCACAGUACUUACUAUACACCGGCCUUCUACACUUACGACAUUCUGCUAGGACUAUCGCUAAUAUCGGUAUUUCUACUUCCGGUUGGCAAGAAGUUACCCUCGGAAAGCAUCAUGAAGCAUCUGUGGGAAAUCCUUCGUCUACCACAUGUACUGAUGUUCUUAUUCUUCCUGUUCUUCUUGGGAAAUUUCUGGGGAUUCAUUGAGAGCUAUCUGUUUGUGAUCAUGAAAGAAAUGGGAUCUCCCAACUACCUUCUUGGGUUGACCUACACGGUUGGGACUGUUGCCAGUAUUCCAAUGAUGUAUCUCACUGGACCGAUCACUCGAUGGGCAGGACAUGUCAAUCUCCUGGUGAUGGCAUUCUUCGCACACGCCAUCAGAAUCCUAGGUUAUUCUUUUAUGAGUAAUCCAUUCUGGUGCUUCCCGGUGGAGUUGAACGAAGCAAUCUCCUGCUACUUCAUGUGGGUGGUGGCCACCACUUAUUGUUCUGUACUGGCUCCAAACAGCCUGGUUGCCACUUUGAUCGGAGUCUCCGGGAUGGUGCACUUCUGUUUGGGCAAAGGAAUUGGCUCGUUUUUCGGAGGAUAUCUCAUUGCUCUGUACGGGACGAGAUUGGCAUUCCGGUAUAUGGGAUACAUUGCAAUUGUAUGUGGAUGUUGUUACAAGUUGAUUCACCUAGUUUGGCUGAAAAAGUACGACAAACAUCAAGCUGCUAAUGGGGAUCAAUGUGGAGAGUGUGAUUUUCAAGAGAGAAGACUAUCACUGGUUCCUAAGUUUAGCCAGUUUGGAAGUAUUCCAGGAAAUUUGAAAGCCGAUGAUCAGAAAAAAUUGGGCAAUUAAUCAUCACCAGUUUAAGAACGACCAUCUACCAGCGAAUUUAGGAAAAUUAAACAAUGAACUCUAGAUUUUCAAGCUGAGAAUAAACAAAACCCCAUUUCUUCGAGAUUCUGAAAAAAAAAUCAAAAUAUUGUCCUUUGCUAAGUUGGAGUGGCAGGAAACGUCAUUCUAAACUUCUCGAAUAAUGUGACCCAUUGUGAAUAGAGCUGAUGUUUUAAGGCAUGCGUAUUUAGGGAAAAAAAUUACUUCAAACUGGCUUUUCUCUACUCAAACACUUACCACACUUCUGUAAAAUAAAGAAAACAUGUGUUAAAAAAUAAAACUUAAUAAAGAAGCUUU
Molecule: messenger RNA, 2198 nt
Organism: Ochlerotatus camptorhynchus
Lineage: Eukaryota; Metazoa; Arthropoda; Insecta; Diptera; Culicidae
Exons: 3
Coding region: 159-1862 (567 amino acids)
Cellular component (GO): membrane
Source: RefSeq, a predicted model, not a curated record